GCCUCACCGGAGCCAGUCUUGCCGCAUUCCGUGUCCCGUGACCUUCUACAGCGUCCUUAUGAACCCAAUGACUUUCAAUCUCAGCUGCAAUCCCACCGAUUGGAGCCUUAUCGUGUAAGCUCUAGACCCAUAUUCAGCCAGGCGGAGCCAAGCCGAAUUCUAGAAUGCAGUGACAAGCCCGGACAGAUGUUCAGCCAGCCGAGCUGGGGCAUGCAUCCACAGCAUUCACCAUCACAACUGCUCUCCAGCUUGGAGAGUGUUCACAGACAGGCAGACAGCCUGAAAGCCUACAGAGAGGGUUAUUUAUUUCCUGCUGAACUGCAUUUUCUACUCCGCCCGGGUCCCAGCAACACCUGCAACAGAUUCCUAAACAUUGUAAUACCGCCAGAAAUGUUCCACUUUGAUGGAAGAAUUAGAGGAGAUCUGCUGGAAAAUGUGUUGUGUGGUUUGGCUGUAACGCGUUUACACUAG
Protopolystoma xenopodis is the source of this 471-nucleotide messenger RNA. NCBI's taxonomy places the organism in Eukaryota, Metazoa, Platyhelminthes, Monogenea, Polystomatidea, Polystomatidae. The record is from the annotation of a GenBank genome assembly.